AUGGGAAGAACCGAUCAUAGUCGCAUCCCUCUCUCCAUAGAUCCUAUCCCUGAGGCGGAAGAGACUCACAUUCUCAACUUACAAACGCAAGAUGGCAACUUUUCUUUCCCGGACAGUUUUCUUUCAUCCUCUAAUUCCCAACGAGAUGGCCGUGAGCCAAGGUCACCUGGUGACGCCAUGGACCUUUCGACUCUCACCGGCGCUGCACAUAACCAGAGUACUACCCCGUCUCAACCUGACAAGUCGAGUUGCUAUGGGAGAGACCCGUUCGGUAUUUCAGUGGAGAAAGUCAUCAACCAGAUAUCCUUCGCACGUGUCCCCGUCGGUUCUAAAAGCAGUUCACCCGCCACGCCUCGUUCCAACAAAGGCCUUCUGGGUACACCAAAGCCUGGACAUACAUCACCACGAACAGCAGACCGCCGAGCCGCACCACUGUCACCCGAGUCAGAUCUAGACAUAAUUUCGCCCGUACAGUCGCCGUUCUCGUCUCGAGACAGAAGACAUACAGCAACUCUGAAGCGCAAAACAUCAAUGGCGUGGGACGAUCCGCCAAAGUCUUCAAAGCCAUGGCCUCUCAUAGACGCCGAGGAGAUGGGAGACCUGGGUCGCGCGACUCAACAAAAAGGCGAGAGUCGGCAACAGAUUAGACCACUUCAAUCGACUUCUGGUCAAAGUUCAACGAGAUGUGAUGAGAAUUCUCUUGAAGAGCCUGAUCCAAUGGACGACGAGGAUGCCUUGUAUAAGAGAUUCAGUCGUCCUCCAACUUACUGCGACUCACGAAAGGAUGUGCAUAGGAAGAAGCAUAAUUGGUUCUCAAUAUCCAUCUUGGCUCUAUCAUUCUAUUCCACAGGACUGAGCUGCCUCUGGUUCGUCGUGGCUGUCUUGCAGCCGCGUUGGGGCCCUCAAAUCUCAUCAAGCGGCGGCAUCCUUCCGUCAACAGCGUCUUUGGUAUGCGCAAUGUUCGCAAAGACCAUUGAAAUCUCUUUCGUGACGGUUUUUGUUACCUUUAUCGGUCAGGUAUUGACGCGUCGCGCUUUCGUAAGAAGGUCCGAGGGUAUGACCCUCGCUGAGAUGACAAUGAGAAACUGGGUCAUUCAACCUGGAUUUCUCAUUACGCACUGGGAGACGCUGCCGUAUGCCGGCAUGACCCUUCUCGGAGUAGUGUCCCUCGUUGCCACCAUUGCUUCAACUUUCUAUACGACCGCAUCAGACGCCAUGAUCACCCCCAAGCUCAAGUUUGGCAACUGGGAGACCAAGACGUUGAGCGGCUAUGUUCUGGCGUCCUACAUGAACCCACCUUUUGCGCGUGAAAGCUGUCCGACGCCAUUGCGAGAUAGUGACCCAUUGGGUGUUGACACUGCUGGAAACGCUUGCCUGGAAGUGCAGUAUGCUGGUCAAUCGUAUCGCAACUUGGUCUCAUUCUUGGGUGACUGGGACGCCAUCAAUCAUAAUGGUACAAGUGCCACCGUUGAUGUUGUACACCGUCCAGUGGGAACGGCGCUGUUGUAUGAUAACACAACGCUGACCUCUGCCUGGAUCGAUGCAAAAUACAGCAACACGACUGAGAAUUACGGGCGAUUCGGCAGGAUAAUCAACAACGUGACCCUCGCAAUGCCUCACCCCAGCGUCUAUGAUGCAGCCACGAAUCCCGUCAACAAGAUUCUCCAGCCGAAUGAUUUGUCGGGUGUCGGCGAGUACGGCAUCAGAGCCAGCGUGGUCUCGCCCGCGCUGAACGUUAUGUGUGUCAACAUGUCUCCCGAGGAACUGGCGCCACUGGUUUAUACGGAAUGGCCUCUAGGCAGGAUCUCCUCCACCGACACGCCAAUCCCAGGACAGAAAAUCGGACCCCAGGACUGGGAGCGAUACGUUCCUGGCGUAUCGGAAACGGAGUGGCUGAAUCGAACGUCGGUGGAUGGAGUUUUCCGCUGGGGUAAGGACUAUGGGCGGCGACCGCCAGUGUUCCAGCUUGUAAGUGACCCCGAUGGGCGUAUCUACGAGGCAAGGACUAAUAGCUAUCCAAAGUAUCCUUCGGACUUCAACAUUAUAACCAACACAUCGGCAGUGAGUGACGCUAUUUACAUCCUCACUAAAUCGGUAUUCAUAGCGAAUUAUACCCUUUGUGAAAUGAGAUCAUGGGUGUCACCCAGUUGCUCAACCCACUUCAACAUCUCUGGCACUGCAGGAGCGCAUAUGCAGGCACACUGCGACGACAGCGGCGAUACGGACAGCUACACCAAUGUCCACACCGAAGUCACCGAAUCCACCCCCGUGACGGACUGGAAGAACAUUGCGGAUCAGUGGCGUCUGUCGAUGGACCUCAACGGCGGAGCUCAAAACAACAACGCCUCCAACGCCCGUAUCCUCUCCCAGUUCGUUCUCCAAGAGCCACAGCUCAACCCUCUCCUCCCCUCGAUGGCCGAAGCCCUCGCCGUCUACGCCUCGUCAACCCUCAUCAUCGGCAGCCUCAACACCCCCUUUGAACACUACUGGCGCCAUGAAAAGAUACAGCUCGGCGCACCGGGGAGUCUGGAUCCCUUCAACGCAUCGAUCCGCACGCAGGAGUACACCUCGGGCCACAGCGCCGAGUGGCAAAAAUGCUUCUACCUCGUCCUCGCCCUCGUCUUCGUCAUCAACGUCAUCUGCCUCGCCUACCUCCUCUCCUGCUCCGGCCUGGUGACGGAUUUUACGGAGCCGCAGAACCUGUUCGCGCUGGCGGUCAACUCGCCGCCCAGCGAACAGCUCAAAGGUAGUUGCGGUGGCGGACCUGCAAAGAGGGACCUGGUGGUGCCGUGGCGAGUUGCUUACACGAGCGGGUCGAACCACUACUUCUUCGAGGAAGCUAGCGAUAGGCCGUGGCGCGGCAAGUAUUCCAAGCAGGAUAUGACGGCUGAUGCGGCGUACCAUGGGCGGGAGCGGAGCAGUUACAGGAGGCUGAGCACGAGGAAUACAUGGUUGUAA
Molecule: messenger RNA, 2958 nt
Organism: Colletotrichum orchidophilum
Lineage: Eukaryota; Fungi; Ascomycota; Sordariomycetes; Glomerellales; Glomerellaceae
Exons: 5
Coding region: 1-2958 (985 amino acids)
Source: RefSeq, a predicted model, not a curated record